Messenger RNA from Oryza sativa Japonica Group (Japanese rice), 2466 nucleotides. The record is from RefSeq and is a predicted model, not a curated record. Lineage: Eukaryota; Viridiplantae; Streptophyta; Magnoliopsida; Poales; Poaceae.
CUGCAUGCGUAUCGUGGUCAUCUGUCUAUUUUACAUGCACUUGUAGCUGGAUAAACUUACAGUGUCUGAUGCUUCACAAUUUAAGUCUGAGGGAAGGUGCUGAAACUCAAGGAUCAGUACCUUGAUGGGUAAAACCGGAAAGAUCUAGAACAUCUGGAAUUAAGCAGACCAAGAAGAGUGCACACUGCACAGCUAUAUACAAAUACAAUCAAGUUCAAAUUACAGAUACUGAUAUCUACACUACAUAAUGCAAGAUUAUGUGCUCUUUGAAUACUUGAAGCCUUGUAGGUAGUUGUAUGUUUAGUUUCUCAAAGCAUAACUGCAGCAGUACAAAUCAUAGAAUAUGGUAAGAGGCAGAAAGCAUGACUUGCAUUUCUCAACUUCCUAUGGGUGAAUAACAUCAAAGAUGCCAAAUUCAAAGGGUGUGAGCUUUCCGUCUUUCUCGGCUAUGUCUCUUAUAAUAACAAUAACAAUCAUAUGAUAGAACUUCACUUUGACCUUUAUUAUAUGGUCAUAAAGACCCUUCAGCAAAAUGAUUGUUACUGCUAUCGGCAUUUUCUGUUGUUUUUCUUUUGGAAUCAAUCUUGUGUGACACCAUUGUAUUGUUUCAUGUCUUGCCACUAUAAUAGUCUUGGCAUAGCACUGGAUCUCAUGAGUCUUUGAGCCGCAAAUUCAUGAACAUAAGUUCUUUCCAUUCAACCGUUGGCUGAGGCAAAGAUACAGAUUUGGAGCGAAGGUGCCUAGCACUGUUUUGCCAAAAUGAUUGUUGGGGCUGGUUACUUUGAGGAUUCCCACGAUCAAAGUCUCAUGGCAGGAUCUUUGAUCCAUGACUCAAAUCAAGCUCCUGCAAGCAGUGAAAACACAAGCAUUGAUUUGCAGAAAUUCAAAGUGCACCCGUACUCAACAGAAGCUCUCUCGAAUACGGCCAAUCUAGCUGAAGCUGCAAGAGCAAUUAACCACCUUCAACAUCAACUAGAAAUUGAUUUGGAGCAAGAGGUUCCCCCAGUAGAAACUGCAAACUGGGAUCCAGCUAUCUGCACUAUACCAGAUCAUAUCAUCAACCAUCAGUUUAGCGAAGAUCCACAAAACAUAUUGGUGGAGCAACAGAUCCAGCAGUAUGAUUCUGCACUUUAUCCAAAUGGUGUUUACACACCUGCACCAGAUCUCCUUAAUCUUAUGCAGUGCACAAUGGCUCCAGCAUUCCCGGCAACGACAUCCGUAUUCGGUGACACAACACUGAAUGGUACUAACUAUUUGGAUCUUAACGGUGAACUUACAGGAGUAGCAGCGGUUCCAGACAGUGGGAGUGGGUUGAUGUUUGCUAGUGAUUCAGCUCUCCAGUUAGGGUACCAUGGUACUCAAUCUCAUCUAAUAAAGGAUAUCUGCCACUCGUUGCCCCAAAAUUAUGGGUUGUUUCCCAGUGAGGACGAACGAGAUGUGAUUAUUGGUGUUGGAAGUGGAGAUCUUUUUCAGGAGAUAGAUGACAGGCAGUUUGAUAGUGUACUUGAAUGCAGGAGAGGGAAGGGUGAGUUCGGAAAGGGCAAGGGAAAAGCUAAUUUUGCAACUGAGAGAGAGAGGCGGGAGCAGCUAAAUGUGAAGUUCAGGACCCUAAGAAUGCUCUUCCCAAAUCCUACCAAGAAUGACAGGGCCUCAAUAGUAGGUGAUGCCAUUGAGUAUAUAGAUGAGCUCAAUCGAACAGUGAAGGAGCUGAAGAUCCUGGUGGAACAGAAGAGGCAUGGAAAUAACAGGAGAAAGGUGUUAAAGUUGGAUCAAGAGGCAGCCGCUGAUGGCGAGAGCUCAUCGAUGAGGCCAGUGAGGGAUGAUCAAGACAAUCAGCUCCAUGGAGCCAUAAGGAGCUCAUGGGUUCAGAGGAGGUCAAAGGAAUGCCACGUUGAUGUCCGCAUAGUGGACGAUGAAGUAAACAUCAAGCUCACUGAAAAGAAGAAGGCCAACUCUCUGCUUCAUGCAGCAAAGGUUCUAGAUGAGUUCCAGCUCGAGCUUAUCCAUGUAGUGGGUGGGAUUAUAGGUGAUCACCAUAUAUUCAUGUUCAACACUAAGGUAUCAGAAGGUUCGGCGGUUUAUGCAUGUGCAGUGGCAAAGAAGCUCCUUCAAGCAGUGGACGUGCAACACCAGGCCCUCGACAUAUUCAACUAAUCUUUAGCAACAGUACUGAUUAUCUGAACAAUGUCCUAGAUUUUCAGUUACCUUGCUGAGCAAACUUAUUUGACCAGGAUUGGAGAGAAUUUUAUCUUUAGCACUAGCUACCUAGCAAAACUUCUUAACAAUUUGGCCAUGUAACGGCUUGCUGCUGUCCGGUUGUACACCUUAACUAGCCUGACUAGGAAAGCUUUGAUGCUUGUCUUGUGUAUUUGAUCAUGUUAUCUCAAUCUGGUCACUGCAUUUGGAUUUAUUUCAUAUGUUAGCUGUGCCAGUUAAAAAAAAAACGUAGCUGCACAAGUUGAUUUA